GGCAAGGCUGAUGGGUCAGAAAUUCAGAUUGAUCAUAUUAACUCUCCAGAAGAUAUUGGAAGAACUACAUCAAUGGCGGAAGACAAUGUCUCUGGCAGUACUAGACGCAAAGAAGAUGGAGAUCACCACCAAAGAAUGCAAAAUGAGUUCAUCUUAAAGGAUCAUUCCCAGUUACCCGCUGCUAGUACUGGUUCUACUCGGGGGAGAAAGCUCCCAAAAAAUGUUGACAGGGCCAGGCAGAGAGUGAUGGAAAUUGUAAGAGAAUUCCGAGCUUUUUGUGACCAAAUCACGAGGAUGGAUAAAGAGGAUAAUUACAAGAGGAAGAGGGUUGAUUUCAUGGCAGCAAAGAUGGUUAAAAAGAAAUUCUAUUACUACCCAGAUAAGCCCUUCCUUGGACCAGUCCCUGGUGUGGAAAUUGGAGAUGAAUUCCACUACAGAAUGGAGCUGCACAUUUUAGGCCUGCAUCGUCCUUCUCAGGGAGGGAUUGACUAUGUGCAGGAUGGAGGAAGAAUUAUUGCGACCAGUAUCGUAGAUUCUGGGCUUUAUGAUAACUACAAGGAAGAUCAAGACACUCUAGUAUACUGUGGUCAGGGAGGACAUAAUGCAAAUCCAAACGUGGGCCUGCAAAUGCCUGAAGAUCAGCAGCUGAAAAGGGGAAACUUGGCAUUGCGGAAUAGCAUAAGGGCAAAGAACCCUGUUAGGGUUAUCCGCGGUCGUAAGUUACCAAGGGCCUCCACCACCUACUUCUAUGAUGGAUUGUACACGGUGGAGAAGAUGUGGGAAGACAAAGGUCAGGUUGGCAAAAGGGUUUUCAAGUUCAAGUUGGUGAAGAUGCCCGGACAGGCCAGCCUUUUUACUUCAAGAAACUAAGGGCUAAAGAUGUGCAAAGAUGAAGGAGCGCCUGGAAACACCCAUUGCUAGUUCAAGUUGGCAAAAAUCCCCGGACCACUCACAGUCUUAUCUUAUGGGGCAUCUUAGGACUUGGAGUUCUGAAUUUGGAUUUGCAGAGUUAAUGUUCUAGUACUAUGUUGGAUUUAGUCUAGUAGUAGUAGAGGAGUAUAUAGUGGCUUUUCAAUACA
Molecule: messenger RNA, 1079 nt
Organism: Coffea arabica (coffee)
Lineage: Eukaryota; Viridiplantae; Streptophyta; Magnoliopsida; Gentianales; Rubiaceae
Product: histone-lysine N-methyltransferase, H3 lysine-9 specific SUVH5-like
Molecular function (GO): histone methyltransferase activity; double-stranded DNA binding
Source: RefSeq, a predicted model, not a curated record